AUGCGCGAGUAUCUGCCGGAAGAUGUGGUCGCCGAAGUGAAGAAGGUCGACGCCGCAAAACGAUCUCCCAGCAAGCGAAGCAUGUGCUGCUACCACGAGCACAAGGCCGGGGCGGACCGCUGUGAUGAUCCCGCCAGGAAGUGUAACCGGUUCACGUCAAGCAACCUACACAUUCUUGGGGGAACGAAAAGAACGAGACCGAGUCAAGCAGCUGCCUGGGGCAAGCUUUAG
Saxophila tyrrhenica is the source of this 231-nucleotide messenger RNA. RefSeq lists its product as uncharacterized. NCBI's taxonomy places the organism in Eukaryota, Fungi, Ascomycota, Dothideomycetes, Mycosphaerellales, Extremaceae. The record is from RefSeq and is a predicted model, not a curated record. The coding region runs from base 1 to 231 and encodes 76 amino acids. The transcript is spliced from 2 exons.